GUGUGUUUGUGUGUGUUUGUGUGGGGAGGGCGUUUGGAGGGAAGGUUACCGGGAGCUCCGUGGCCGCUGGGGGGCAGGGGUCCCGGUGACAAAGAUGGGGGUAUUUUUUCUGUCUUCCACUUGGAAGCCUCAACCCCCCCUUCAGCCACUCUAGAUACAUCUUGGGGCCCAGUCGAGGGUCGUACCCGUCCAAAGUGUCCCCAUCCUUUUUGGGGAGCGAAACCCAACCCCCCGGUCCAUCCCAGAGGAGCGUGAGCGGGGAAUGCCCCAGCCAACCAGGCCGUCCGGAUUCCGCGCCGGAGCAGCCUCCGGCCUGAGUCCGGAGAGGUAUUUGCCUGUCGGCCUGGGCUGGGGGAAAGGCGUCCGUGGCCUGGGCCACGGGUGAGGGCGGAAUAACCGGUGGGAAGGCUGCGUUUUCACGAAGGACUCGGGUGAAGCUGCAGAGCUGCCUUUGCUUGGCUUCUGGGUCGGAGGAGAUCUUGUAAUGGAGUGGUUCUUCGUCUCACACUAACAAGAUGCCUGAUUUCCUCAGGAUCGAGGGAUUGAAGAAUGUCCCGAGUUCCCUUGGGGAAAGUCCUCCUGAGGAACGUCAUCCGGCACACAGAUGCUCACAAUAAGAUUCAGGAGGAAUCAGAUAUGUGGAAAAUAAGAGAGCUGGAGAAACAGAUGGAAGAUGCGUACCGGGGGACGAAAAGGAAAAUGUUACCCAGCAGUUCAAGCCGGAUGCGUAGUGAUGGUUUUGAUGAAGAAAGUCAAAGAGACUAUUGGAGGCCAAAGAAUGAAAUUUCUGGGGCACUGGAUGAUGAUUUUCUUAAGGCUAAAUCCUGGAACAAGAAGUUACAUGAUUAUGAAGCUAACAUGCCAGACAGAUGGGGUCACAGUGGAUAUAAAGAGUUAUACCCUGAAGAAUUUGAAACAGACAGUAGUGAUCAGCAAGAUAUUACCAAUGGGAAGAAAACAUCUCUCCAGGUAAAAUCAUCUACCCAUGAAUCUCACAAACACAAGAAGUCAAAGAAAUCCCACAAAAAAAAGCAGAAAAAAAAGUCACACAAAAAACAGAAGAAAAGCAAAAAGGAAGCCACAGAUAUAACAGCAGAUUCCUCAAGUGAGUUCUCAGAAGAAACUGGGGCUUCUAGUACCAGGAAAAGGAAACAACCACAUAAGCGCAAGAAAAAAUCCAGGAAAAAAUCUCUCAAGAAAUCUGCUUUAUUCUUAGAGGCAGAGUGUGACACUUCCCAGUCAGAUGAUUCUGCAUCCAGCAGUUCUGAGGAAAGUGAGGAAAGAGACACUAAGAAAACCAAAAGGAAAAAGAGAGAGAAAAAAGCUCACAUCCCUGUAGUUAACAAUGAAAUACAGGAGAGGACAAACAGACGCACAAAUUGGAAAGUGGCCACAGAUGAAAGGUCUGCCGAGAGUUCAGAGGAUGACUAAAUGAGAAAGAAACAUGUUUCCUGCAUGACUCUGGAUAUUUACAGCUCUUACACCUUGGGGAUUUGCCAGUGACUCUAUUGCUCAGCACAGGGUCAGGACAGGUCAGAGCUGUCCUGUGCCAUCUAUAUACAUUCUGACAGACUUCUUGUCUUCUAUUUUGGCCUGUUAAACUUGAUCCUUAUUGUUAAUAGGGAAUCGGUUAUUUUGUUAUGAAGGUUUCUUGAAGAGAUUAUUUUUUGUGAUUAAUCACAUUUAGCGUAGAGUGCAUAUGCAGCAAAUUAAAGGACCCAGAAAGCUGAAUCCAGUAAUGACCUGGGUAUACCAAUUGGAAUGUUGAAUUUGGGGAAAGCAAGGGCUGGGGUCAAGAGAUGGAUUGGAAAUAGUGCUGUAUACAAUGGUAUGAUAAGGGAACAUCGUGUUGCUCUUGUCUGUUUACAUAGUAGGUGCCACAACUUGACUUUUUUUGUCUUUAGCCUUGGUGCUUUCAUCUUUCUGUAUUUUGACCCCACAGGUGUGGUCCAGUUUACUUGAUGAGGAAAGGAGCAUAAGAACAAACAUUUUCCAUUCAUGGUAACAUCCAUAGACAGCUGUUAUUGAAAAAGACUAGGAGUUUUUGACAAAUUUCCCUGUUGGGCAGGGUCUGUGGCUACCCUCAGUAUACCCCUAAACAUGGUAAUUGGAUAGUAAAAGGUUUUCUAGUUCCAUUGUUUAUUGCCUAAAUCCACUUGUGUUCAGAAUUAUUUCUUCACUUCUCUUGGGUAAGUCCUCAACCAAAUGAGGAAGAAUCAGGCAUUAGUUGUGCUAAUGGUGCUCUGAACAGGAUUCAGGGCAGCAACAGCUAUUUAAGUGUUGUCUUCCUUGUUCAUUUCUUAAUCUGUUAAUGAACUUUAGAUUUUUCCUGAAACUAGGUUGAAUCAGUUCCAAAAUGAAAUAGGCUUCUCAGGGACAUAUCCAUUUCUUCCUAGUCUGCCUUUGGAUUAAAGCACUAAGCAGAGACCUUGUUAUUUCCCUUUGCUAUAUACUGUGAUCCCUACUAUGUUAAUUCUUAAGAAACCAAAAUAUCACUGGAAGAAGGCUGGCAGAACAUGUGAAUUUUUUUCAUUAAGGCAGAUCAAGUGACAUUGUUUUUUCUUGGUCGUCACUUCAUGGGUGAAGUAAAGCUUGAAGGCGCAGACUUUUGGUCUGCCAUUCAUUGGUUAUGAGGUCCGGAGCAGGUAAGUCAACCUCCCUGGCCUUACUUUCCCUAUGUGUAAUACAGAAAUACUUCAUGGUAGCAUGACUGUACGACACCAGCAAUAGACUAUGACAACAUUCCAUGAGGUGGUAAUAUUUUGUAGUUCUUAACUAUUAAAUUUGUUCUCUUUACAGAACAGAUUUCUAAUAAAAUGCUUAGUCAUAAAAUA
Molecule: messenger RNA, 2834 nt
Organism: Balaenoptera ricei (Rice's whale)
Lineage: Eukaryota; Metazoa; Chordata; Mammalia; Artiodactyla; Balaenopteridae
Gene: NKAPD1
Product: NKAP domain containing 1
Exons: 6
Coding region: 550-1431 (293 amino acids)
Source: RefSeq, a predicted model, not a curated record